GCGCACGACCUGUGUCUGAGGGGGACCCCAAGGUUGACUCCCGCGGCCCGGGUCGACGUCACCUUGUACUACGAGGCGCUGUGCACGGGCUGCCGCAUAUUCCUGGUGCGCGAUCUCUUUCCUACCUGGCUGCUGGUGCUGGAGAUCCUCAACGUCACGCUGGUGCCCUACGGGAACGCCGUGGAGCAGAGUGUCAACGGGACAUGGGUGUUCAAGUGCCAGCACGGCGAGCGGGAGUGCAUGCUCAACAAGGUGGAGGCCUGCGUGCUGGACCAGCUGGAGCAAAACGCUGGCUUCCUGACGGUCGUCUGCCUGGAGGAGAUGGAUGACAUGGAGAAGAACCUGACACCGUGUCUGCAGCUGUACGGGCCGAACGUGACGGCGGACAGCAUCAUGGCGUGCGCCUCCGGGGAGCGCGGGACGCAGCUCCUGCACCGCAACGCGCAGCUCACGGACGCCCUGCAGCCGCCGCACAAAUACGUGCCCUGGGUCCUCGUCAACGGGAAACCUUUGGAAGACCCGAGCCAGCUCCUGAGUCUGGUCUGCCAGCUGUACCAGGGCCAGGACAAGCCGGACAUCUGCUCCUCCUUGGGCAGCACCCACAGGGAAGUCUGCUCCAGAUGAGGGCCAGGAGCCUGCGGGAGCCCACGGAGAAAGAACAAGAGCCCCACUGCCCCCUUCCCUCCUUUCCAUCUCCAAGCUCAGCAGAAACACCCCCUCAUGAAGAACUCCUACACAUCCCACAGAGCCCAUACCCAAAAUCCCCUCCUGUGUUCAAGAAUCUUGCCUCGAUGACAGUGGUGCUAAAUCAAAAUUCAUUUGAUAAAUAAUAAACCAUUUUGGCUGUUGUGAUUCAU
Chinchilla lanigera (long-tailed chinchilla) is the source of this 857-nucleotide messenger RNA. RefSeq names its product interferon, gamma-inducible protein 30 (gene Ifi30). Gene Ontology annotation, molecular function: oxidoreductase activity, acting on a sulfur group of donors, disulfide as acceptor. Gene Ontology annotation, cellular component: lysosome. The record is from RefSeq and is a predicted model, not a curated record. NCBI's taxonomy places the organism in Eukaryota, Metazoa, Chordata, Mammalia, Rodentia, Chinchillidae.